CCAUCAACUCGAGGAAUAUGUAAGCAAAGCAAGGACGAUGUCAUCGGUUAGAUCAAAAGCUUCCCUGAAUCAUACGUGGCCCAACAAGCUACGACCGGCUGUUGUCUGCUUGUUUUGCAAUUUUCUUCUUGUUGGUUCGAUUCUUCAAAAUAGGGUUUGGCUGCAUAUUCAUCUUUGAUCUCUGCUUCCAACUCAUAAAACUUGUCUCUAAUCUUACGAAACACUGUACGGUUUUCCAGUUCAAAAAUCAUUCUUCCAGGGUUGCUUCUCGUCACAGAAAAAUGGGGUUCUGGACAUUGCUUGAAGGUUUCCUGCUCUUUGCCAAUGCAUUAGCAAUUCUGAAUGAAGAUAGGAUCCUGCGUCCACGAAGAUGGACUUUGGCAGAAUUUCAAGGAGGAAGAAGAAAUACGGUCAAGGGGCAGAUAAUUGGGCUCAUACAUGCCUGCCAAUUCCUCAGACUGCCACUUAUCCUGUUCAAUAUCAUCACUAUUCUGAUCAAGUUAUUCUCUGGUUAAGCCACUUGUCAUGUAUGUACAGUACUCAGAAAUGGUGGAAUAAGAGAAAACUCAUGUGCUGGUAACACCAUUUUUGUAGCUUAAGCAAUGAAAUUUCAUUCCAAGUGUCUGAUACACAAACAUAUGGUGAUAAUUGGAAGAAAAAGAACAGGUAAACAAACAUUCACUCGACUGGUAACAUGACUUCAUUAGUCCUAAAAGCUGGUAUUGUCCACGGAGGAUUAUACCUAGCCAACAAGUGUUGACCUGUCACCUUAUAUCCAUCUCUCUCCAAGCUCUUCUUCAGAUUCUCCACCUUCUCUUCCACCACCUUAUCCGUCGCCACUCCGGCGAACUUCACCAACCCGUAAUUCCUCUCCCCUUCCUCCUUUAUCACUUACCUUUCAUCCAACGGCUUAGGUGCCUCCUCCGCACUCUUGUACAUAGACGGCAACAGAACUGCAUGGUGACCGUGUUUUUUCAUCACCCUUUGUUACCACAGGGGCAGUCAUGGCAAUCUUUUCACUGUUGGACGUUUUGGUUAUCACUGGCGCCGUCAUUGCAGUCGUUUCCGGUUUCGAAUUCUGGGGAUUGACUAAAGCGCCGAUGUAAUUCGCCAACAGGGUAAAGCCGCCGUCUCUGUUCCCCUUGAACUGUGAUGGAUCGUAUAUGACUUGUGCUGCAACUGAAGGUGGGUAUUUUCGGAUUUCGUACUCGGCUGAGGAUUGAACCACUUCGUAUUUUGGGGUUUCCACCGUGAUCUUGCC
Hibiscus syriacus is the source of this 1261-nucleotide messenger RNA. RefSeq lists its product as uncharacterized. The record is from RefSeq and is a predicted model, not a curated record. Gene Ontology annotation, cellular component: Golgi membrane; COPII-coated ER to Golgi transport vesicle; endoplasmic reticulum membrane. The transcript has 2 exons. NCBI's taxonomy places the organism in Eukaryota, Viridiplantae, Streptophyta, Magnoliopsida, Malvales, Malvaceae. Gene Ontology annotation, biological process: endoplasmic reticulum to Golgi vesicle-mediated transport. Bases 282 to 515 code for a protein of 77 amino acids.